AUGGCAUUCCGCCAUGCAUUCCCCGGCCUGUGGAGAAACAAGAGGGUCCUCGAAUGGACGAUCAGCGUGUCCACACUCCAAGGGCCCGAACUGGUCCCGCGAAGUGGUGGACUUCCUCCGUCCGACACACCCUUCUGUUCUGGCAUUGGCGGCUUCCUGGCUUAUUUUACAUCGUUGCUGCGGUUCGACUUCUUCGUCAUGGAGGUGCCACGGGCCAAUGUUCCUCUCGAUGUGAUUAUCGUCGGGGCCGGUAUUGGCGGCAUAGCUGCGGCUUUGACACUGGGAUUAAAAGGCCAUCGGGUCGCGAUCCUCGAGGCUGCCCCAAAACUAAUGGAGGUUGGAGCUGGCAUCCAAGUCUCCCCCAAUAUGCUAAGAAUGUUGGAACGAUGGGGCGUUGCGGAUGUGAUUCACGCCCAGGAUGUCGCCCUGGAGCACAUCCACGUCCGGCGAUGGGAAGACGGCAAACUCCUCGCCUCCAUGCCGGUGAACAAGACUUUCGGGCAGCAGACGGUCAUCCACCGUGCAGACCUGCACAACGCACUAAUUGAAAAGGCCCUGGCGCUGCCUAACGUGGAGCUGCGCGUGAACUCGCUAGUCACAGGUGUGGAAUUUAGCCCAGCAUCUGUCACACUGGCCGCGGGCACAGUUGUCCGCGGUGACGUCGUGGUCGGUGCCGACGGCAUCAAAUCCACCAUUCGCGGACACCUGCUGGGGGACCCAUCACUCCAAGCCAUCGCGACUGGCGAUGCCGCAUACCGGAUCAUGCUGCCACGCAGCGUAAUGAUGAAGGAUCCGGAGUUAAAAGCGCUCAUCGACGAGCCACAGGCGACUCGUUGGUUAGGCCCGGGUCGCCACAUCAUCGCGUAUCCCGUGCGCAAUCACCAGCUGUACAAUGUUGUCCUGCUGCAUCCGGACCGGCAUGAAGUCGAAGAGUCCUGGACGACGAGGGGCUCCAAGCAAGCGAUGGUCGAUAAUUAUGAUGGGUGGGAACCGAGGGUCAGGAAGCUGAUUAAUCUGGUGGAGGAUGAUGAAGUGCUGGAGUGGAAGUUGUGUCUGCAUCGCCCGCUGAAGACUUGGGUUCGGGGAUCGGUAGCCUUGAUUGGCGAUGCGUGUCACCCGAUGCUCCCAUACGUGGCUCAAGGGGCGGCGCAAGCCGUCGAAGAUGCUGCCGCGCUUGGAGUGCUGUUGUCGACCAUCUCAUCCCGGCGGGAUGUCCCACACGCGUUGCGGGUGUAUGAGAAAUCGCGGAAGCAGCGUGCGGAGACGGUGCAGCAAUCUGGAUCCGAGAAUCGCAUCACAUUGCACUUGCCGGAUGGUCCUGAACAAAUGGUCCGUGAUGAGCAGUUCCGGGCAUCGACGACGGGCUCAAACCCAGACAAAUGGUCUGACCGCGAGACUCAGCGGAUUCUGUGGGGGUGGGAUGCAGAAAAGGCGGCCUUGGAUACGUGGAAUGAAGCCAGCGCCGGGUUGAAGUUCAACGCUAACUUGUAG
Molecule: messenger RNA, 1491 nt
Organism: Penicillium canariense
Lineage: Eukaryota; Fungi; Ascomycota; Eurotiomycetes; Eurotiales; Aspergillaceae
Product: putative salicylate hydroxylase
Exons: 8
Coding region: 1-1491 (496 amino acids)
Biological process (GO): secondary metabolite biosynthetic process
Molecular function (GO): FAD binding; monooxygenase activity
Source: RefSeq, a predicted model, not a curated record